AUGGUAUACAGAAAGAGAAAGUAUUUAGCGCUGCAGCAAGAAAAUGAUGAUAGUGGCGACACAGCUACUGAUCAACAAAUAAAUCGGUUAAGUGGAGAAAUUAAAAAUCAUGCACGAAAUAAUAAUAAAGAAGCGAUGAGAACAUUGGCAAAGAAUAUAGUCAAAAUGAGAAAUCAAAAGAGUCGUUUAUAUGGUGCAAAAGCUCAGUUAGAAUCAGUAGAUAAUGCUGUCAAAAAUCAAUUAGGUAAGCAACAUAAUCCAUUGAACAAAACUACAUUGAAAAUUGGCGGAGCAAUGCAAAAAAGUAAUGAGAUUAUGCAAUCGAUGUCAAAACUGAUGCAUAUGUCUGAAAUGCAUGCUGUAUCACAACAGUUUGCGAAAGAGUUAAUGAAACUGGGAGUGAUGGAAGAAAUGAUUGAAGAUGCAACAGCUAUAAUGGAUGAAGAUGUUGAAGAGGAAGCCGAUGAAGAAGUAACAAAAGUGCUGAGCGAAAUUCUAGCUGAUAAAGUUAAAAACAUGCCAACAGUAUCUGGUCUGACUCCAGUCGGAGCAACUGCUGCAGCUGCAGCCAUUUCUGAUGAUGAAGACCAAGAGUCAUUUGAAGCGCGAUUGCAAGCACUAAGAAGUUAA
Molecule: messenger RNA, 630 nt
Organism: Didymodactylos carnosus
Lineage: Eukaryota; Metazoa; Rotifera; Eurotatoria; Philodinida; Philodinidae
Source: the annotation of a GenBank genome assembly